AUGGAUCGCUGCGGGACUGUUUUCCUUUGCCUGUGCCUCUUGAUGUCUCAAAGCAGGACAGAGGAUGCGUCCCUGCGCUGGAUGAAGAAAAUGGAGAUGAUAGCUAAGAGCCGGAGCCCCCCUCCUUCUGCUGAGCUCAUCCAUGGCCUAGAGUUGAGUCUGCUCAAUGCCAGCUUCAGGGGCCACAACCUCACCUUGCAGACGCCCACCAUCCAGACACUGGCCUUCAAGCUGGGCUGCAACUUCUCUGGUCUCUCAGUGAACAGUGCCGCUCUGGAGCAGGUCCCCCAGGCCCAGACCCAACAUGCCAUGCAGUUCCCAGCUGAACUGACUCGGGAUGCCUGCAGGACCCGCUCCAGGGAGCUGCGUCUCAUCUGCAUCUACUUCUUCAGCACCCGCUUUUUUCAGAAAGACAUCAACUCAUCUCUGCUCAAUAACUAUAUUCUGGGGGCCCAGCUGAGCCACGGACACGUGAGAAACCUCAGUGAACCAGUGAACAUAAGCUUCUGGCACAACCAAAGCCUGGAAGGCUACAUGGUGACUUGUGUCUUCUGGAAGGAGGGAGCCAGCAAGAACCACUGGGGGGCCUGGAGCCCUGAGGGCUGUCACACAGAACAUCCCUCAGCUUCCCAGGUGCUCUGCCGCUGCAACCACCUCACCUACUUUGCCGUUCUCAUGCAACUCUCCCCGGCCCCGGUCCCUGCAGAGUUGCUGGCACCUCUCACGUACAUCUCCCUGGUGGGCUGCAGCAUCUCCAUCGUGGCCUCGCUCCUCACUCUCCUGCUGCACCUCCAUGCCAGGAAGCACAGUGACUCCAUAACAGGCAUCCACAUGAACCUGCAAGCCUCUGUGCUGCUCCUCAAUGUCGCCUUCCUGCUGAGCCCGGUGCUGGCCACGUCCCUUGUGUCUGGGUCAGCAUGCAUAGCACUGGCCGCCACCCUGCACUACGCGCUGCUCAGCUGUCUCACCUGGAUGGCCAUCGAAGGCUUCAACCUCUACCUCCUACUUGUGCGCGUCUACAACAUCUAUAUCCGCCGAUACGUGCUCAAGCUCUGUGCCGUGGGCUGGGGGGUCCCGGCCUUCCUGGUGCUGCUCCUUCUUGCCGUCAAGAGCUCAGUUUACGGAAUUCACGGGAUCCCACUCUCCGACAGCCAGGGAAACAGCACGGGCUUCCAGAACGUAUCCAUAUGCUGGGUGCAGAGCCGCUGGGUGCACAGCGUCCUGGUCAUGGGCUACGCUGGCCUCACGUCCCUUUUCAACCUGGUGGUGCUGGUCUGGGCGCUGCGGGUCCUGCGCAGACUGCGGGAGCAGGAGAAGGCGCCGGACCCCCGGGCCUGCCGGGACACUGUCACCGUGCUGGGCCUCACCGUGCUGCUGGGCACCACCUGGACCUUGGCCUUCUUCUCCUUUGACAUCUUCCUGCUGCCCCAGCUCUUCCUCUUCACCAUCUUCAACUCACUCUACGGUUUCUUCCUCUUCCUGUGGUUCUGCUCCCAGAGGUACCGCUCAGAGGCAAAGGAGAAAGCAGAGAUGGAGACGUUCAGCUCCUCCCAGACAGCGCAGUAGUCUGGACUGUCUGGACCUCCUGGCCUGUCCCCAGCCUCUCUGGCUGCCUGUAGCC
Hippopotamus amphibius kiboko is the source of this 1621-nucleotide messenger RNA. It is a transcript of the gene ADGRG5, whose product is annotated as adhesion G protein-coupled receptor G5. NCBI's taxonomy places the organism in Eukaryota, Metazoa, Chordata, Mammalia, Artiodactyla, Hippopotamidae. Gene Ontology annotation, biological process: adenylate cyclase-activating G protein-coupled receptor signaling pathway; cell surface receptor signaling pathway. Gene Ontology annotation, cellular component: membrane. The record is from RefSeq and is a predicted model, not a curated record. The transcript is spliced from 11 exons. Bases 1 to 1566 code for a protein of 521 amino acids. Gene Ontology annotation, molecular function: G protein-coupled receptor activity.